AUGCGGCGGACACUACGACUCCUCGCAGGCGUCAAGCCGGCCCGCUACCUCGAGGCCGGCAACCCGACCGGCCUCACCGGCGUCUACACCCACAACUCGCCGCGCUCGACCCUGCUGUACCUCUACAACACCACCCUCGACAAGCUCAAGGCCGCCCCCGAGUCCUCGCUGUACCGCCAGUCCAUCGAGGCCCUGACCAAGCACCGCAUGGCAAUUGUCGCCGCCGCCGAGCCGCCCGGAUACAAGGAGUGGCAGGAGCGCGCCAGCAACAUCCUGAAGGAGAACCCCGACGGCUUCAAGGUCCAGUCCGAGGCCGCCACCGACGGCGCCAAGGCCCAGAUUGUCAAGCGCGGCAACGGAGUCUACCUGAUCCGCACAGAUCCCCCCAAGAAGGACGAGAGAUACGAGGAGUGGGACGGCGAGGUCGAUGAGGGUGGUGAGCUCGAGGGACUUCGCACCGAGGCCGAGCGCCAGGACCUGGAGCUUCUGUUCACAAGAACUCCGGUCGAGAUCUCCAAGAAGAUCCAGUGGGAGCCGGAGCCGCAAAUCACGGCCGACCAGGUCGAGGAAAUCGAGCAGAAGAUUGGUGCUGGUUUGAUCGAGGAGGUCGUGCAGAUGGCCGAGAGCGAGCUCAAGUUGGUCGACGUCAUGCUCCAGAGCAAGCCCUGGGAGGAGCUGGAAGAGAAGCCCGCUGAGGGACAGUGGACCUACUUCGACCGCACCUCGGCAUAG
Messenger RNA from Neoarthrinium moseri, 732 nucleotides. RefSeq lists its product as uncharacterized. The transcript has 3 exons. The record is from RefSeq and is a predicted model, not a curated record. Gene Ontology annotation, biological process: respiratory electron transport chain. Bases 1 to 732 code for a protein of 243 amino acids. Lineage: Eukaryota; Fungi; Ascomycota; Sordariomycetes; Amphisphaeriales; Apiosporaceae.